Molecule: messenger RNA, 7389 nt
Organism: Rattus norvegicus (Norway rat)
Lineage: Eukaryota; Metazoa; Chordata; Mammalia; Rodentia; Muridae
Gene: Scube1
Product: signal peptide, CUB domain and EGF like domain containing 1
Biological process (GO): positive regulation of smoothened signaling pathway
Cellular component (GO): extracellular region; external side of plasma membrane; cell surface
Molecular function (GO): identical protein binding; calcium ion binding
Source: RefSeq, a predicted model, not a curated record
GCGCGCCGGCUGUGUGGCUCCGGAGCCGGAGCGGUAGCGGAGCUUGCUGCAGACAGGAGCGCUCGCAGAGCGGCCGCUCUGAGCGUCCCGUGCCCCGCACCCAGCGCGGCCCGCAGCGAGCAUGGGCGCGGCGGCCGUGCGCUGGCACUUGUGCCUGCUGCUCGCUCUGGGAGCGCGAGGGCAGCUGGUGGGGGGCAGCGGGCUGCCAGGAGCCGUGGAUGUGGAUGAGUGCUCAGAGGGCACAGAUGACUGCCACAUAGAUGCCAUCUGUCAGAACACACCCAAGUCUUACAAAUGUCUCUGCAAGCCGGGCUACAAGGGGGAAGGGAAGCAGUGCGAAGACAUCGAUGAGUGUGAGAAUGACUACUACAACGGGGGCUGUGUCCAUGACUGCAUCAACAUCCCUGGGAACUACAGGUGCACCUGCUUUGACGGCUUCAUGCUGGCCCACGAUGGACACAACUGUCUGGAUGUAGAUGAGUGCCAAGACAACAACGGUGGCUGCCAGCAGAUCUGUGUCAAUGCCAUGGGCAGCUAUGAGUGCCAGUGCCACAGCGGCUUUUUUCUCAGUGACAACCAACACACCUGCAUACACCGCUCCAACGAGGGUAUGAACUGCAUGAACAAAGACCAUGGCUGUGCCCACAUCUGCCGGGAGACGCCCAAAGGUGGGGUAGCCUGUGACUGCAGGCCCGGCUUUGACCUUGCCCAAAACCAGAAGGACUGCACACUAACCUGUAACUAUGGAAACGGAGGCUGUCAGCACAGCUGCGAGGACACGGACACGGGCCCCAUGUGUGGCUGCCACCAGAAGUACGCCCUACACGCCGAUGGUCGGACGUGCAUCGAGACGUGUGCGGUGAACAACGGAGGCUGUGACCGGACGUGUAAGGACACUGCCACCGGCGUGAGAUGCAGCUGCCCAGUUGGAUUCACGCUACAGCCGGAUGGAAAGACAUGCAAAGACAUCAACGAGUGCUUGAUGAACAACGGAGGCUGCGACCACUUCUGCCGAAACACUGUGGGCAGCUUUGAAUGCGGCUGCCAAAAGGGCCACAAGCUACUGACGGACGAGCGGACAUGCCAAGACAUUGACGAGUGUUCCUUUGAGCGGACCUGUGACCACAUCUGCAUCAACUCCCCCGGCAGCUUCCAGUGCCUGUGUCACCGAGGCUACAUACUCUACGGGACAACCCACUGCGGAGACGUGGAUGAGUGCAGCAUGAACAACGGCAGCUGUGAUCAGGGCUGCGUCAACACCAAGGGCAGCUACGAGUGUGUGUGCCCACCAGGGAGGAGGCUGCACUGGAAUCGGAAGGACUGUGUGGAGAUGAGCGGGUGCCUGUCUCGGUCCAAGGCCUCUGCCCAGGCCCAGCUGUCCUGUGGCAAGGUGGGUGGAGUGGAAAACUGCUUCCUGUCCUGCCUGGGCCAGAGUCUCUUCAUGCCAGACUCAGAAACCAGCUACAUCCUGAGCUGUGGUGUUCCAGGUCUCCAGGGCAAGGCACCACCGAAGCGCAAUGGCACCAGCUCCAGUGUGGGGCCCGGCUGCUCAGAUGCCCCCACCACCCCCAUCAGACAGAAGGCCCGCUUCAAGAUCAGAGAUGCCAAGUGCCACCUGCGGCCCCGCAGCCAGGAGCGAGCGAAGGAUACCCUGAGGCAUCCCCUUUUAGACAACUGCCACGUGACUUUCGUGACCCUCAAGUGCGACUCCUCCAAGAAGAGGCGUCGAGGCCGCAAGUCCCCCUCCAAGGAGGUGUCCCACAUCACGGCAGAGUUUGAGGUAGAGAUGAAGGUGGAAGAGGCCUCAGGCUCCUGCGAAGCAGACUGCAUGCGGAAGCGUGCCGAGCAGAGCCUGCAGGCUGCCAUCAAGACUCUGCGGAAGUCCAUCGGCCGGCACCAGUUCUACGUCCAGGUCUCCGGCACUGAGUACGAGGUGGCCCAGCGGCCAGCCAAGGCACCGGAGGGGACCGGGACAUGUGGCAUAGGCCAAAUACUACAGGAUGGCAAGUGUGUACCAUGUGCUCCUGGCACCUACUUCAGUAGUGAGCCAGGCCAAUGCGUGCCGUGUGUGUCGGGAACCUACCAGGACAUGGAAGGCCAGCUCAGCUGCACGCCGUGCCCCAGCAGCGAAGGGCUGGGUCUGGCUGGUGCCCGCAACGUAUCCGAAUGUGGAGGCCAGUGUUCUCCAGGCUUCUUCUCAGAGGAUGGGUUCAAGCCUUGUCAGGCCUGCCCUGUGGGCACAUACCAGCCUGAGCCUGGGCGUACCGGCUGCUUCCCCUGUGGAGGUGGGCUGCUCACCAAGCAGACGGGUACUGCCUCUUUCCAGGAAUGUGAGGCCAAAGUACACUGCUCUCCCGGCCACCACUACAAUACCACUACCCACCGGUGCAUCCGAUGUCCUGUGGGUACCUAUCAACCCGAGUUUGGCCAGAACCAUUGCAUCUCCUGUCCGGGCAACACCAGCACCGAUUUUGAUGGUUCCACCAAUGUCACACACUGCAAAAACCAGCACUGCGGUGGCGAGCUUGGUGACUACACAGGCUAUAUCGAGUCCCCCAACUACCCUGGAGACUACCCAGCCAAUGCGGAGUGUGUGUGGCACAUUGCGCCUCCCCCCAAGCGCAGGAUCCUCAUUGUGGUCCCUGAGAUCUUCCUGCCCAUCGAGGAUGAGUGUGGCGAUGUUCUGGUCAUGAGGAAGAGCGCCUCGCCCACGUCAGUCACCACCUAUGAGACGUGCCAGACCUACGAGCGGCCUAUCGCCUUCACCUCCCGCUCCCGCAAACUCUGGAUCCAGUUCAAAUCCAACGAGGCCAACAGUGGCAAAGGGUUUCAAGUGCCCUACGUCACCUAUGACGAGGACUACCAGCAGCUAAUAGAAGACAUCGUGCGCGAUGGGCGCUUGUAUGCCUCGGAGAACCAUCAGGAGAUUUUGAAAGACAAGAAGCUGAUCAAGGCCCUCUUUGAUGUGUUGGCACACCCACAAAACUACUUCAAAUACACAGCCCAGGAGUCAAAGGAGAUGUUCCCCCGGUCCUUUAUCAAACUUCUGCGUUCCAAAGUGUCUCGGUUCCUGCGGCCCUACAAAUAACCAGCCAGCUGUCCUGCGUGGGGACAGUGGGAACCAAGUGGGAGGGGAAUGUGCCUUCCCUCCACAGCACGAGAUGAAAGGAGGCUCCAUGGGCCUUCAGGCUGCCUUGAGAAACCCAUGAUACCUGCCUCUGGCAAAGCCGUCCAGCCUGGACCACCCCCAUGGAAGGCCUAGACCCAGCACAGACCCCUUGGUGGGGCUGCCACUCCUGGGUGGAAGCAGUGCUUCAGAAAGCCUUCACCUACCCUCUGCCUCCCAGGACACCUAGAGUACUCCCUCCUGAACCACCGCAGUGGGAUCUGCCUGGGCCAGGACAUACUGUCCCCACCAUGUGGGGAGCAGGACGACUGUGCCCUUGGCCCGAUCCGUUUGUUGAGAGAGAGGAGUGUGUCCAGCUCCCUGCAGGCUCUGGAAAGCAUGGGCCAUUGUCACCCACACAGGGCCAGGCCAGGGCAGGAGGGGUGUGUGGUGGUGCCAUCUGGGGAGUUGAUAAGCCUGUGCCAGUGCCUGUGGAACCAACACACCCUGCCAGCUCUUCUGGGCACAGCCGGGUCAUGGAGCUCAAGGGACUCUGUAAGAGAUGGAAUAGGUCCUCCAGGAGAGGAGUCCACGUGCUUGUGCUUCGCCUUAAUAGACCAUCUAAAGAAGUUCUAUAUAUAUAUAUAUAAAUAUAUAAAUAUUAAAUAUAUUCACUUCUCUAUGUGGGUGGGUAUUUCAGAAGGGUUCUCCUCAGCAACUGUAACACUAACCACUGUUGCCAGCCUCCCCUGGUGAUUAAACUGCGCCUCCCAGCGCUUGCCACCUCUGGCCCCAUCCCCCAUCCCCUCCCCCCGCCCCCCCCGCCCCCCGCCGGCCUGGGGAGAGCACAGAGAUAUGCUUGGACAUGCCGUUGAAUGUGACUUGUUGAGGACUGGACUAGGUGUUGUGUUGAAGCAUUGACGGGGUGCGGGGGGGAGGGUGCUUCACAAGCAACAUCACCACUGUCAACAGAACACAGUGGAAAGCACCCCCACCCACUGUGGGUCCUAGCGCUCACUGACUCUGCACUGUGCGUGCAGGUCACCAGAAACAAGGCCUUCCUCAGGGAUGUGCAGGCUGUCUUCAGAGCAGCCCCCACUCUUUACUGCAACAGGAGGAGAAAGCAAGUUCCGGGAGAGGAGGCCUCCAAGGCAGAGGCUAUUAGGAGCCUCCCUGACGCCUCCCAGUCUCUUAAAGAGAGGAAGCCUUGUGUGGCCAGGCUACACGGCAUCCCACUGGCUGGGGAGUCACCCCAUCACACAGAGGCCUUGCCUGUGCCUCAGAUGGCUUGCUGCCAGCUGUCAGAUACACGUAGAAACUGGUCUGUAUUCUUCAAAUUAAUGGAUAUUAGAACUUGGAGGAACAUGGGGGAAAUCUCAAAAUGAACUCCAAGGUUUCCUGGUCUCCAGCCCAGCCAGCCUGAUGGCAUAAAUGUACUGUUCCGGAAAACACAUGUGGCUCACGGAAGACUGAAGAUGUGUGAGCCGGCAAGCCAGGCCUGGAGAACCACAGCUUGAUGACAGAGCACAUCUGAACACAGGCUUGGAACUCAGGGAGAAGCUAUGGUUACCACAUGGGGCCACAAGGCAGAAGGGAUCACCAGUGGCCAUCACUCUUUCGUGGAGCAUGGCAGGUGGACUUUCUUCGUCUGGUAGAAAGGUCAGGGCCGGCUGCCUCUGCAGUUUACAAGCCCUGCAGCCCAGCUGUGCCAGGGAGAAGCUCUCUUCAUCUUCAGUCGGGCCACUGGUCCUCCUCAGUCCCGCAGAAUGAAUGCAGCAACACUUACUGUCUCCAGGGAAACCACGCAAACAAGGACACAUACGGAGGCACACUAAGAAGGAAUUACAGGAAUCAGUUCAAAAGUUAUAGCGGCCAAGAAGUGAUACAAGGUGUCAUCUGCAAGUUGGCAAACAGGAAAGCCGGCAGUGUUCAAACCAGAGACACUGAGUAUCUGUGUAGAUAGUUUGAAGGCCUGAGCCAGGAACACUAUGUGGGUCACUGCCCUACCACAUCACAAGAAGCAUUUGGGGGCUCAGCCCUGCCCGGUUAAGUUGGCAUAUCAAAUUAACCCACUUAAGGGCAUCAAGUUUAGUUUUUAAUCUCCCAAAACCAAAAACAUCAGAAAGAGUCCUCACAUUCACCUUAAGUCUUGCCUACAACCCCUGAGUGGUUUUUGGCAGUUGCCACCUGUGUACCCAUUAACAAACCCAACUAUGUCCUCUCUCCAGAAUGCCCACCCCCACUGUGGCCACAUCAUGCCCAGUGUCCCCCGGGUAGGAGCAGAUACAGUGCAGACCAGGCUCCUCAGGCUUAUGACCGAAUCCUUUUGUAUCUCUCAUCCCCACCCCCAAAUAAUCACCAAAACCUUGGCACCUGGCGAAGACUGAGGGGCCUGUGUCUCUCCCUCCAGCUUCAUGGUGCACAGUCCCCUCCUGGUAGAGCUUCGUACCCAGGCAACCUGAAGACCUUUAUGGAGGUGAGAGGAACACCAGCUUGUUCCCCGGGUUCCAGGAGAUGGUCAUGAUGUGGGACCCGGAAUUGGAGGCACUCCAGCAGAACAGCCAGGAAGCCUCCCUGUGUCCUCAGUACCUCCUGGUACUUGUCUUGGAAAUACCCACACGAAGGAGGAGAUGGACCUGCACGGAAGGCCAGCGCAACAGUGAGGCGCACCGUCUCCCACUCCGAAUGGGACCUUUAAUUGUCCUGGCCACUUGUACUGGUUACAGAGCCCUGUGGUUAUGGCUACACCACCCUUCUCACCCUGACUCCAUCCCCAAAUCUCAGGCAACACCAUCAGCGGGUACUGCCUGUGGCACCCAACUCCUGUCACACUAGCUACCGCUGGUGACUACUUUCCCAAACCCUGGCUCCCCCAAGGCCGUCUUUCCUAACUGCCUCCCUACUUUGAGUGGUCCCAUGCUCAAGUGCACACUACAGCCCAAGGUGGAGGGACACAUUGGCCACUCUUCCCCUCCUGCCGUCUGUUAGUUUGGAGCACACAGAUGAAAUACAUGCCUAGAAGUCCCGGUUCAAAAGCUUUACUGGGGAGCCUGCAUGCCCACCGCUGGCUUCUACAGAAGGAGGCCCUGGCUGGUCCAGCUUGGGUGGAUCCUAAAGUGACAUGUGGAAACUGUGUAUCUUACAGAGUCUCCUCUCGUCCCACCCCUCAGCAGAAAAAAUACGGGCCUAAAAUGAGUUGUGUCACUCAGCAAACAUUUCCUGAGUACCUACUGCAUGCCAGAUGUCUAGAAAGACUAACUGGGGAACAACAAGGUCACAAACAACCUACCUGGCACAGCAGCCUUCUGCUCGUCUGCGCGACCAGGAUAGAGGCCGGUGCGUCCUUCUUGCACUGGGAAGUGUGACUAGCUUGGCAAACAUUUACCUACUUCACCAAAGAUGCGCAGAGUGAUAUAGGUCAGCCCUGCUGCUCAAGCGGGCAGUGCCUGGCUGGUGCCAUUCAGACGGAGGCCGAAGGACUUGUGAGCAAAAACACAGAAACGGCACAAAGAGCUCCUCUUCAGGGCAGGACUCAAGAAGUCAAAACCUCUGUCAAGGUUCAGGUGGGGGACUCCUCAGGGUCCAGGUGAUGUGGCAGAGCCUGUGCUCUCUCCCCAGCACCUUGUUUAGACAACCAUCAACAGUAGGCUCUCGGCUGGCUGUGGCCUUCCCCAGCCUGCACCCAGCCAUGCCAGUAUAAAGGGCUUGACUGGAAGCUCCGAGCGACCAAGUAACGUGGCCAUAAUGAAGAGUGGGGAGCUGGAAGCGUUAGCGUUGACUUUGGUGACAUUCCACCUUUCCAAACACACAUUCAGAGGAAGGAUAAACUUGGCACCUCUUGAUCCAUCCAGACCAGUCACCAUCCAGACAUGAACUGUCACCACCACUUACGACGCCUGCGAAGACCGCGUGGCCCUCAGCCCCGCACCUGAGAAAAGCACAGGGUCUGUCAGCACAAACAGGAAGCAGCUGGUCUUUUAAGCAGAUCUGUCAGAAACCACAAGCUUCGCCAAGUCAGAGCCACGUGCAUCCAGAAGUCAUCCACUCUGCUCAAGAGACCGAUGCACUCCUGCACCUCAGUCUUCGGCCCGGGGGCCCCACACAUUCGCAGUCUGUCCAGACACUGGGUGGCAGUCCUAAUGCACAGUGACCAAUGUCCACAUAACCUCGUUUGCCUUCCAGCUGCUCAGAUAUUCAAAGCUUUUCUCUACCAUGUUUCCCCCGAUGCAUGUAAUUAAACACUUGUGAAAAUCACUUUGAUAAUAAACAGGGAAUGAGCCCAA